GAGUGAAGAAAAAAAAUAGUUGUUUGAACCGAGAAAGACGAAACAAUUUUGAAACAAUUUGAGCCCAAAAAAAGCAAAGAAUAGAAAGCAAAAGCCAGAGGGAGAUGGCCAGUACUCUUAUUACAGUCUAGUAAACAAUUAUAUCCUUCAUGCCUCGUGGGAGUUUUUGGGUUUAAUGGAAAGCUUUGGGUUCUGAUGGUGAAGCUUAGAAGGAGAUAGUAGAGGGUGUUAUUGACAUUGUCAAUGGGUGCAGUGAUAGGUAUCAGGCACCAGAGGGUUGCGGCUGCUGGCUUUUCCGCCAGAUGGGUCUCUUUUCUUUGCAUUUCUUGCUUCUUUUUGGGUGUUUUCGUUGUCAACAGAUUUUGGACUGUCGAGCUAGAUAAAGAAAACGAAGAUACAUCGGAGGAGAGGUAUCAAAAGGGCGCUCUUAAAGACAAUAUAAGUUGCCAAAAGAUGGAAAGCUCCGUUCAUGCUGGUGGUAUUCUUAAUCAAGUUUCACAAGCUCAAGAUGUAAUCAUGACAUUAGACAGAACAAUUUCCAGUCUGGAGAUGCAACUAGUAGUAGCUAGAGCUGCACAAGAGAAUAACAAGGAAAAGUUCCCAAUUUAUGCAAGACCACCAAUAAAUCAACCAAAGUAUCGCCCUAAGGUCUUCUUUGUGAUGGGAAUCAUGACUGCAUUCAGCAGCAGAAAACGAAGAGACUCGAUCAGAGAGACUUGGAUGCCUCAAGGGGAGAAAUUGAGAAGGUUGGAGAAAGAGAGAGGGAUUAUUAUGCGUUUUGUUAUUGGCCACAGUGCAACCCCUGGUGGUGUUGUGGAGCGUGCCAUUGAUGCGGAAAUAGAACAACAAAAAGAUUUCCUUAGACUGAACCAUAUUGAAGGGUACCAUGAACUAUCAUUGAAAACUCGGAUAUAUUUUUCCUUGGCAGUAGCAAAAUGGGAUGCUGAUUUCUAUAUUAAAGUCGAUGAUGAUGUGCAUGUUAAUCUUGCUACUAUUGGUUCAAUUCUAGCACGUCACAGGUCAAAACCACGUGUUUAUAUAGGCUGUAUGAAAUCCGGACAGGUUCUGGCAAAGCAAGGAGUAAAAUAUCACGAACCAGAAUACUGGAAGUUUGGAGAAGAGGGCAAUAAGUACUUCAGACAUGCAACAGGACAGUUGUAUGCUAUCUCCAAGGAUUUGGCCACAUACAUAUCAGUUAAUAGGCACAUACUCCACAGGUAUGCUAAUGAAGAUGUUUCUUUAGGUUCUUGGUUCAUUGGUCUUGAUGUCGAACACAUUGAUGAACGUAGUCUCUGUUGCGGGACUCCUCCAGAUUGUGAGUGGAAAGCCCAAGCAGGGAAUCCUUGCGGUGCAUCCUUUGACUGGAGCUGCAGCGGCAUUUGUAAGUCUGUAGAGAGGAUGGAUGAGGUUCAUGAGCGCUGUGGAGAAGGGGAAGAAGCAAUUUGGCAGACAAUGUUUUGAGAAAUCAACCUGUUAGUUUUGUUUUCCUUCACUCUUGUUGGUCAUUUUUGUAAUAUAUUUUGCUUAUUUAUCUGUAGAUGAUAAUAUAUGAAAUCCCUUUAUCUGAUGGAAAUAAGGCAACCAUCUCCGAUUAA
Molecule: messenger RNA, 1595 nt
Organism: Asparagus officinalis (garden asparagus)
Lineage: Eukaryota; Viridiplantae; Streptophyta; Magnoliopsida; Asparagales; Asparagaceae
Product: beta-1,6-galactosyltransferase GALT31A
Exons: 11
Coding region: 244-1461 (405 amino acids)
Cellular component (GO): Golgi membrane
Molecular function (GO): hexosyltransferase activity
Source: RefSeq, a predicted model, not a curated record